UCUCACCAUACCCAUAGAUUGCUCACUUGUUCAAUAACUAUGAUGUUCUUCCCAAGUUUUCUGCUCUAUCUCGCAGAGCCUUCAAACGAACGGAGGAUCGCACUCACACCGUUGGAGGGCUUUCUGUGUACAAAUAGCGGAAUCCUGCUAGCUGCAUUCGCAGCUGCGCUCCUAUUCAACGUAGGUUCUUCUUAGCUCACAG
Molecule: messenger RNA, 202 nt
Organism: Phanerochaete carnosa HHB-10118-sp
Lineage: Eukaryota; Fungi; Basidiomycota; Agaricomycetes; Polyporales; Phanerochaetaceae
Exons: 1
Coding region: 40-195 (51 amino acids)
Source: RefSeq, a predicted model, not a curated record